UGUUUUCUAACUAAGCAGCUAGUGACUGUUGUGGAGAAGGGAGGUGCAAUGGAUGGAUGCGUUGCCCCGCUACGCUGUACAUAUUUGUCUUAGUUUAAAGAGAAUGAGUUUCUCUGAUAACUUUUUACCCGUAGAAAUACUCCACGCUGUUGCGGAGGGCUGCUAAUGCUCCGGGAGACACGCUUUUCGUUAUAGUUUGAAGAUUAGCUGGCUACACAGGCUAGCUCCUCCUUGCUGUCUACCAUCGCAUUCUUGCGUCUCCUGCCUCAGGAAUGUUUUCCAAAAAACCUCAUGGGGACGUUAAAAAAUCCACACAGAAAGUGCUGGACCCAAAGAAGGACGUGCUGACGAGGCUCAAGCAUCUCAGAAUAGUCAUAGAAAAUGCAGAGCCGGCGGAGCUGAAGCAAUUCUUCGACCUGAACUAUUCUCAUAUCUACUAUGUUUUCUUUGAGAAUUUUGUCACCAUUGAGGUCAGCCUCAAGCAAAAAGGUCAUAAAUCUCAGAGGGAAGAGCUGGACUCAAUCCUCUUCAUCUUUGAGAAAAUACUUCAGCUUCUACCUGAGAGAAUCCAGAGCCGAUGGCAGUUCCACAGCAUUGGGCUGAUUCUGAAGAAGCUGCUGCACACUGGGAACUCUCUGAAGAUCCGCCGUGAAGGUGUGCGCUUGUUCCUGUUGUGGAUGCAGGCCUUACAGAGUAAUGCAGAACGUGAGCAGCUCUGCAUGUUUGCCUGUUUGAUUCCUGGAUUCCCGGCUCCGCUCUGCCACGGGACCCCACGGACCCUGGAUACUCUAGUCAACCCGCCACUGAGUUUGACAGAGACUCAGGUGACUCCAGAAGAGAUCACUCCACUUGUUCCUCCUCAGUCAGGUGAUAAAAACCAGGAAGAUCUCACUGCCUACUUCCUAGAAGCUCUACUGAAAUACAUGGUAAACCAGGCAAAGUCUCUAGAGUGGCGGUGUAAAGAGAACCAUGAACGUGGCUUCAGUUUCCUCUUUGGUCAUUUCAGGAAGUUCUACCUUCCUCACAUCUUUCCCAACUUCUCCAUGGAAACCAGCCUCUACAGCCCCAUGCUGGAUGUGCCUCCUAUGCGUUCUAAGCCGUACUACAGUGUUGUGCGCAGAGAGCAGGACAGUGGCGAAACGCUGUACUGCACUAAGGAAAGUUUCCUUCAGGCUCGAGUUGUCUUUAUCCGCUGGCUGGUUUCCUUCUGGCUCGAGCCACGACCCAACACACAUACCCACAUCCCAGGAACAGAGGGAGAGAAUGUCCCCAAGAACAUACAGCGAGCAGCAGCUGGAUUUGCAGCUCGCUCCACAAACAGCUCAGAGGACAGCGGUGGGGGAGGGAUUCGAUCUGACAGCCACCUUGAAGCAAGCGGAAGCUCAAGUGGGCCAGGAGGAGGAAGCAUGGGGCUCUCUGGAGGUCCAGGGACUGAACCUGAACAGAGCCACUCGAACACAUCUACACUGACAGAGAGAGAGCCCAGCUCCUCCUCACUCUGCUCCAUGGAUGAAGAGCAGCUGACAGACAUGGAGGUGGUGAGAAGAGUGCUGACCAGCUCUAGAACCAACGUCAACUUCAUCACAGAGAUCUUUCGACAGGCGUUUCUUCUUCCCAUGUGCGAGGCAGCGGCAAUGCGAAAGGUGGUCCGAGUUUACCAGGAGUGGAUCUCCAUGGAAGACAAACCAGUUUUCAUGAAGGAGCCAGAGGAGGGGCCUUAUCCUAUAGUCACGGCCACAAGUCUGGAUACAGGCUCGCAAUUCGGAGACAAAGAUGAUGAGGGAAUGAACAAAGUGAUUGACAGUGAACUGUUGGAAUACAGUGUUCAUGCUGGAGUUCAAACUACACUACAGGUGUUUAUCACCCACUCCUCUAACGUUUUCCUGCUGGAACCAGCCAAUGACAUUAAGAUCCUUUUGGAGGAGCAUGUCGAUAUGUGCAAGCGAGUCCUGAACAUCUACCGCAGCCUUGUCAUGCAUGAGACAAUGGACCAGAAGACAUGGGAACAAAUCUUGCUGGUUCUGCUGAGGGUGACAGAGUCAGUAAUGAAAAGGCCUCCAUCCAUCAUGCCUCAGGGCAAGAAGAACAACACAUUGUCGGGCCGAUUAGCUGGACCCAUAUUUCAGACACUGAUAGUAGCCUGGAUUAAGGGCAAUUUAAACGUCUACAUAAGCAGAGAGCUGUGGGAUGACCUCCUCUCUGUCCUCUCCUCCCUAACCUGCUGGGAGGAGCUGGUCACUGAAUGGUCACUGACCAUGGAGACUCUUACAAAGGUUUUGGCAAGGAACCUGUACAGUGUUGAUCUGAAUGAGCUGCCUCUGGACAAGCUCAGUGAACAAAAACAGAAGAAACAUAAAGGAAAAGGUAUUGGUCCGGAGAGCCAGCGGCAGGUUGUCGAUCGUUCCUUCUCUAAAGGCUGGAGCAGAGACCAACCAGGCCAGGCAGCCGCCAUGAGACAGCGAAGCGCCACCACAGCUGGGUCACCAGGCAUUGAAAAAGCCCGCAGUAUUGUCCGGCAGAAGACUGUAGACCUCGAGGAUCCACCAAUCACACUGACAUCCCGCACGUCUCGGAUGCGCCACUCAUCCCAGAGCGACGAGACUCCUCCCAUCUCCUGUUCUGAGGUCUUUCAGGGUGGGGCUUGUGAUCUGGAUACCCCAGCCCCAUCCUCCCUUGCAAGGAGCAGCAGUGCCUCUGACAUCAUGGAGCCUUUCAUCGCAGAGCGGGUCAAAGGUGAAGAUCCCCAGAGGGAUCCAACUUUGAUCCCAAAUCCUUCUCUCCAUCACCACCACCACUCCACAACUUCUUCCUUACUCGUAACCAACAGCCACGCAGCUCAACCACCCUCACAGUCCCUCACCUUCUCUUCUCCCACCCCUUUUGCCUUCUCCAAUGGUGCUGUUUCCUCAUCCUCAGAGGUAAAAGAUGAUGGUAGUGUGUGCGAUCAAUUCUGGCACCAAAGUGUCUCUCGAAGCCGAGGUUCUAGUUCCGAUUGGGUGAGUGACUGGGACUCAGCCUUCGCCUUUCAACCUGAAAAGGAAGCUGAUGCAGAUGAGGGUGAAACUGGGGAAGAUGAUUUAUUCUCUUCUAUUAGGGACUACCUCAUUAACAAAGAAGCUGAGAGGAAGGGCGAGGCAGGCGAGAAAGAUAGUCCCGGUCGUGCGGUAGAAAACAGCGUUACUUUACCUGCACUCGUGCAAACAGGUAUGGCAAGAACACAGUUAGAAAACAGAGGGCAGCUCGGAGAAGCAAAGCAGGUGGUAAGGGAGGACAGACAGGUAAGUAAAUCAGUGAGACAUAGCAGUGUGGAUUCUAUCGAGGAGAAUGAGGCAGAGCAGCCGAGUAUCUAUGAGUGCUUGGAGCUGCAGUGUCAGUGGCCAUCACCCAGUGCUAAGGUGGGCUCUAGUUUAGAAAGAACUACUGCUGAAAAGAAGGUCGUGGGAGGAAAUAGUGGAAAGGCAACAGUAUUGGAAGGGAAAUAUGACUUGUGGGGUGAUACAGAAGAGAAACAAGAUGAUAAAGAAAUGGCAGCAAAUGACAAGUCCAGUUUAAUUAGGCAAGAUACUACUGUGGGUGAAGGUAGCAGUGAAUCAGUUCCCCAAACUUCAGAACCCACUAAGACCAAGAUGUCCCGUAGUAGCACUAAGAGGCAUCAUUCUGGGGGUGUUCAUGUCAGUUUCCGGCCCUCAACUGAAUCUGUCCAGUUUCACAACCCUCUUGAAAAUAAGGAGGCCCACUGGAAAGCUCGGCUACGCCGGCUCAGUCACUUCCACACACACAGCCACUCGGCUGGAGAGAGGCCUGGGGUUGGAGCUGGAGCAGGGUCAGGGGGGAAGCUGGGAACAGGGGGUUCAGGUAAGUUUGGCUCUGUGGCUGUUAUCAGCCAUAGAACAGGCGUACAUGAGAAAUUAGCAUCUGGGACUGUAACAGAUAGCAGUGGGACAGGGGGCACAGCAGGCCUGGAAACCCGGUCUGGGACUGGAGGGGACAAAGACAAGCAGCAUGCUGGAUCCUGUGUGGGAUCCAGUCAUGGCUCAGAGGUUCACUCUGAGGUGUUGUCAAGCAGUUCAGGUUCCUCAGGAGUGCGCGGACGUUUAGGACGUUCCGCCUUGCGAUCUAGAGCCUCCCGCUCACGCUCCCAGGAGCCAGGGAGCACUGCCUCACGGCACCACCAAGGGGCUCUUCUUGGUGGUGUUUAUAAGACUGUGGUUCACGCUCUGUCGUCCAAGCCUCGACCCCAAGGUCAGGGGUCAUCCCAAGGCUCGUCGCCGCAGCGGCAGGCCCGGGCCACCAUGGGUGAUGCAUCACUCAGGGAUCUCUACUCCCAUGUCCUGGGCUACUUUGGACGAAAGACGACUACGCCAGCGAAUAAAGAGGAGGUGGUCCAGAAGGCCCGUCCAGUCUCCACUGAUGUUGGAAGCAGCAACCCAAACUUCUCUGACCUCAUGGAUGAGUUUAUCCAGGAGAGACUGAGGGCCAAAGGAACUUCAGGUCGCCGUGGCAGCAGCCCGGGAAGCCUGGAAGUUCCCAGGGAUCUGCCAGAGCUCCUGGAGGCCAGUCAUAGUCGUGAUGGAUCGCGACCCUUAGAUGAUCUUCGGCCUGUCGAUGAUCCGGGGGUUCCCUCUGAGUGGACGUCACCCGCUAGUGCCAGCGGUUCUGAUGUCAUCAGCUCCGACAGCCAGUCAGACUCCUUUAAUGCCUUUCAGUACUCCACCUGCAAAUUUGAUAAUUUUACUUUUAGCUCCGAGGCGUCUGCAGGGGGAGUUGGAUCUGCAGCAGGAGGGGGAGGAGGAGGAGGAGGAGGAGGUCGAGGCAGCUCGCUGGAUCAGGACAGCCUUGGUGGGGGUGUGGCCGGUGAAGAGCAUGAGGUGGCCAGUUUGACGACACUUCACAUCGACUCAGAGACAAGCAGCCUGAGCCACACUGUCACGGUUACAGGUUCUGAGAGUGCAUCGCCCAUGCAUUCGCUUGGGGGCUCUCGCUCCCAGACUCCUUCCCCUGCCACUCUGACAGCAGAGCACACUGAGCACACGCAUUCCCACUCCCACACCCAUUUACAGCUGGACCAGAAACUCCACAACUCUGUCUUACAGACCCCCGACGACCUGGAAACAAGCGAGUUCCCCAGUGAGGACUGUAGUGUGAUGGCGGGCGGCUCUCUGACCGGAUGGCACGCAGAUGUUGCCACAGUGAUGUGGAGAAGGAUGCUGGGUAUCCUGGGAGAUGUGAACAGCAUUAAGGACCCAGAAAUCCACGCUCAGGUCUUUGACUACCUGUGUGAACUGUGGCAAAACCUGGCCAAGAUCAGGGAUAAUUUGGGCAUUUCUCUGGAUAACCAGUCGUCUCCUCCACCCCCUGUUCUGAUCCCACCCCUGAGAAUCCUCACCCCUUGGCUUUUUAAGGCCACCAUGCUGACAGAGCGUUACAAGCAGGGGAAACUUCACGCCUACAAGCUGAUUUGUAGGAUCAUGAAGAGACGGCAAGAUGUUUCACCAAACACAGACUAUCUGACACACUUCUAUAACAUCAUGCACCAAGGACUUCUCCACCAAGACCAGGACAUUGUGAACACCAUCAUCAAGCACUGUAGUCCCAGGUUCUUCAGUAUCGGUCUACCUGGAGCCACCAUGCUGAUCCUGGAUUUCAUCAUUGCAGCUUCUAGAGUCACUGCCUGCUCAUCACUCAAUGCUCCAAGAGUUGAAGCACAGAUUCUUCUCGGAUCUCUGGUGUGCUUUCCCAACUUUUACGGGGAGCUUCCUGCUCUCCACCCCACCACAGCUGACGUGGUACUUACCAAGUUCCCUGAUGUCAAGGAGCAUAUCAUCAAAACCAUCCUGACCUCUGCCAGGGAUGAACCCUCUGCUCCUGCUAGGUGUGUGGCUUUGUGCAGUCUGGGGAUAUGGCUGUGUGAGGAGCUGGCCCACGGGACUCAACAUCCACAGAUUAAAGAUGCUCUCAAUGUGAUCUGUGUUACCUUGAAGUACCCCAAUAAGAGUGUAGCGCUAGUGGCGUCAGACAUCCUGCACCUUCUGAUCAGUUACGUUGAUCAUCUUCAGAAAUUCCCACCCGACACUCCAAAGAAGAUUGUAGAGAUUUUGAUUGCCACCAUCACAUACUUGCUGCCUACUACUGAGUCUUCGCCUCAUGAACUGGAUAAAAGGCUGGUAGUUUCCCUCCUGUUGUGUCUGUUGGACUGGGUGAUGGCACUGCCUCCAAAGACUCUUCUUCAGCCUGUGCAAACACGAAGCCCUCCAGAGAGGGACCAGCCUACCAAGACGCUCCUCAGCUGUAUUUAUAAGGUAUUACAUGGCUGUGUGUAUGGGGCACAGUCUUUCAGCAGUCCCAAGUAUUUCCCGCUGCAACUGUCGGACCUGUUGAGUCCAGACUACGACCCAUUCUUGCCUUUAGAGAGCCUCCGAGAACCAGAACCGCUACACAGUCCGGACUCUGAACGAUCCAGCAAACUGCAGCCAGUCACCGAAGUUCGUAGCCGUAUUCAGCAGGGCCUCGUCUCCAUUGCAGCCAGAACAGUCAUUACCCACCUGGUCAACCAUCUGGGACAUUAUCCCAUGUCCGGAGGCCCUGCUACUCUGUCCAGUCAGGUGUGUGAAAACCAGGACAACCCGUUCUGUGAGAGUGCAGAUCUCGGGCCAGAACUCUUCCAUUCACCAAACCUGCAGUUCCUGGUUCUGAAUGGAUCCACGCUGCUGUCUGUGCUUCAGAUCCGAUCAGAGUCCGGUGUGCCAGGAGGUGGAAUGACGGCUGGUUUGUCCUCUGCUCCUGCUUGUGUUCGUGUCAUCAUCCGAGAUGUAGCUGGAAAACACUCGUGGGACUCCGCCGUCCUCUACGGGCCUCCGCCAUGUUCUCCUAACAGUCCAGCGCACACACUUUUAACACACACGCAGUCACCGCGCACUACAAAUCUUCAUUUACGCACCCCACCAGGAGGUCCGCCGAAAAAGGUGGGAGCGAAAAGAGAAGAUAGCGAGGAGGACGGGCAAGAGGAGAGGGGGGCAGAGGAGGGAGUGAGGAUGGAUGGAGACAGGCAGGAGUCUCAGGGAGAGGGAGAGGAGGAAGCGGAGGAGAGGAAAGUAAGUGAGGGGGAGAAAGAAGAUCGAAGAGAAGGUGGAGAUGGAUUUGAAAGGGAAGAAGAGGAGGAGGAGGGGGAGAAAGAUGAACAUCGAAUGGAUAGUGAGGCAGAUCCAGCAAAGUCGAGUUUAGAGCAGCAUCUGGCUCCGCCAUUGGCUAAACGCGUGUGUCGGGAGGCGGUGCCAGCGUGGGACUCACUGAGAGAAGGAGAUGAUGCACUGGAUGAAAUGCUGCAGUACCUGGGAUACUCGAGUCCUGAGUGUCUACAGAGAGCAGGUAUGCCGCUCAACAUCCCAGCACCUCCUCCAGUGUGUGUUUCAGAGAAGCAGGAGAACGAUGUGAUCAAUGCCAUCCUGAAACAAAGUGCUGCUGAGAGAGACUUCGUCCUUCAUAGAGGUGAGGAGCUGAACAUGAGAGCCGUGCAUCAGACUGAACCAGAGACUCAGACGCCACAGUCGGCCUUCUAUUACUGCAGACUACUGAUCAACAUACUGGGGCUCAACUCCUGGGAGAAAAGGAGUAGUUUUCACUUGCUGAGGAAGAAUGAGAAAUUACUGAGAGAGCUGAAGAAUCUGGAUUCACGGCAGUGCCGUGAAACCCAUAAAAUUGCAGUAUUUUACGUGGCUGAAGGCCAAGAGGACAAACACUCCAUACUGACUAACACAGCAGGCAGCCAGGCGUAUGAGGACUUUGUUUCUGGACUGGGGUGGGAGGUGGACCUGACCACUCACUGUGGUUUCAUGGGAGGCCUUCAGAGAAAUCGCAGCACGGGCCAGACCACUCCUUACUACGCCACUUCCACUACUGAGGUCAUCUACCACGUCUCCACUCGCAUGCCCCACGACCAGGACCUUAACCUCACCAAGAAGCUCAGACAUCUUGGCAACGACGAAGUCCACAUCGUCUGGUCAGAACAUUCCAGGGACUACCGCCGCGGGAUCAUCCCCACAGAGUUUGGAGAUGUGCUAAUCAUCAUCUACCCCAUGAAGAACCACAUGUAUUCCAUCCACAUACUCAAAAAACCAGAGGUUCCUUUCUUUGGUCCGCUGUUUGAUGGAGCCAUUGUGGACAUGAAGAUUUUGCCCACCAUGGUGAGAGCGACAGCUAUCAACGCGAGCCGGGCUCUUAAAUCCCUCAUCCCUCUCUACCAGAACUUCUAUGAGGAGCGCGCCCGAUACUUAGAAAAUAUCGUGCAGCACCACCAGGAGCCAACCACGUUUGAGGAUUACGCAGCCCGAGUCUACAGUCCUGCUCCUUGCACUCACCUGCCCUCUGACACAGGCUCCUGCCUAGAGAUUCUUCGGGGAGAAAGUCCGGCUCUUGGGGAGGCCGGGAGCGACACGGCAUCCCCCAUGUCUCCUCGGACUAGCAAGAGCCGCAUGUCCAUGAAGCUGCGACGCUCCUCCGGAUCAGCCAAUAAGACCUGAGCUCCCCAAACUGCAGGACUCAGCCAGAACUCACACUUGAUAUCACAUUAAGAAACAAAAAGCUUUCAUAUCAGCCAGUCAGAGGUAUCAGGAUCCUCAAAAACAAGCAGUUUUAAAUUGGUCCGUUUACAAAGCACACAAAAUUAGGUAUGUAAGCAAAUUAAUAUAAACUCUUGAGUAGGCGCUGAUUCAUCCCAGCAUGUUGCAUUUCUGGUUGGACCCUGGGCUUUAAUGGGCACACGUGUUCUCUUGUACUAAAUAUAUAUAUAAAAGUAUCCUAUGGGCAAUACUGUUACUUUUAUUUUGAAAAAUACAGAGCAGCAUCUGUGAGUAUAUCUGCAGCUUUGCUUGGAGAAAAAAAACACACACACACACACACAGACGAGUCAAACCAGUGUUGCAGCAUGUUGAGUAGUAAAAUUAGCAGUGCAGUAUUAGUUCAUAACAGCCUGUGCCAUCUUAGAAAGUGCACAUAAUGCCAGUCGGUGUGAGCAGGACUGCAAAGAAGAAGAAAAGUGUCAGUGCACCGAGUGUUGCUGUAAGGAAUCUGUAUAUUUGUACUAUAGGAGGGGUGUGUGUGUGUGUGUGUGUGUGAGUGUGAAGGUAGAGGCGGGAGUGGAGGCUGUAAAGAAAGCGAUAAAAGUCUAUUUUUUUUGUUGUCAGCGCAGCGCAGACCUGAAAUGAUAAAGAGAGUUAGUUUCUCAAGCCAAAAAAUAAGAAUAAAAGUCUGAACUUCCUCUGAUGAUCAUUAACAGGACAGACCGAUGGAAGAGGAGGCACUUGCAUACAUCAUUUUGUUUUCUUCUCAUGCUGUAAAACAAGCACUGAUAUUAAUAUUAACAUGUUGGGUUUUUCUUUUUCUUUUAAUUGACGGUAAACUGAGUUUUGACCCGAACAGGAAUGUUACUGUAUUUUUAGUCACUCCUUCAUCUGAGGCAAAGAACCACAGCUUUUUCUUUCUUUGUUCCCUCGAGUAUAUGUUGUAUAUCUAUAUGAGUAUAAAUAUAUAUAUAUAUAUACAUAGUAGAUAUAUGAAUAUCUAUAAGAAUGUGUACAGUGUAAGGAAGCUUGUUGUGCGUGUGUAAAUACGGUUAUAGCUGCCAAAGCCAAACUGUGGUUGAAAUCCAAACCGCAGACUUGCUACAAAAACAAAACAAAAAGUAGGUUAGCGCUACAAGAUUUCAAGCUUUCAUAACCAGCUUGCUCUUCAUCGUCCAGGAAUUUAAAUUCAUUCUACGUUGUUCUUCCCGUGAUGGAGCUUGUAAAUCUGUAUGGAGGGAGUCAUCAUUCUCAUGAAUUACUGUAAAAGGCUGGUGGGGGGGGGGGGACUGGUAUUUAAAACACACUCUUCAGCGUGUUGGGACCUGGGUCCACAAAAGUCCACUAAGAGUUGGUUUAGCGCUUCAUUUUCAGUGUUUUUUAGGCAGUUUUCAGGGUUGGGAAAAAAAAAAUAAAAAAAAUGAGAGAACCACAGCCAAAGAAGGGGGGAAAAAAAAGAGGUGUCAUUGAAGGAGGGGGCAGUCGCAACACUACCACUUUUUUUUUUUUUAAUGAAUUUAACAUUUUCAGUUUAGUUCUUUCUGUGAGUUUAGAGGAAAAAGGGUUAAACAAACGCUCUUCCUGUGACUUACUGUUGAAAGUUUUGUUACUGUUUGUUUCAGCCAUAUACUCUAUAUAUUAAAGGGAUUGUGUAAGAA
Molecule: messenger RNA, 10213 nt
Organism: Oreochromis aureus
Lineage: Eukaryota; Metazoa; Chordata; Actinopteri; Cichliformes; Cichlidae
Gene: ralgapa1
Product: Ral GTPase activating protein catalytic subunit alpha 1
Exons: 45
Coding region: 273-8516 (2747 amino acids)
Biological process (GO): positive regulation of GTPase activity; regulation of small GTPase mediated signal transduction
Cellular component (GO): nucleus; cytoplasm
Molecular function (GO): GTPase activator activity
Source: RefSeq, a predicted model, not a curated record